UCUAACUAGUCAAAAAGUUACACAUUGGGAUUUAACAAUUAGAAAUUGUAAAUUGAAGAUAUAGAAAUUUUUAUUGAAUUAUUUUUUGUAUGCAACAUAAGUAACAUAUUGUAAUCAUUUCAUUCUCUUCAAGAACAUCUUAACAAAAUAUGGUACAACUUCACAACGAGAUAUAAAAAACUUAAGGAAAAGGGCAAGUUAAAAGUCAGAAGAGAAUAAAAAAUGUUUCAGUACAUAUAUCCCUGAAUUAAAGUAUUACAUUUAAAUUUUCUCUUAUGGCAAUAACAGCAUAUGUGUACAAAAAAAGCAUAAGAUAUUUAAUAAUAAUACUUGCCAAAAUUUAUCCAGCACGGUGCCUUACGAUUCUAUCCAAAAAUGUCAAGUUAAAAAAUAAGAAAUUGUAGCCUAUAGCGUGUUACAAACAAACGAAGAAAUGCAAACGGAAUCAACCCAAGUCUCACUACAUUCAGCAAUAAAAAAUUGCACGACAUAAAUAAAAAAGAACAUGUUUUCAGUUUUCUUUGUGGACUGUUUCAUGUCAACGUGCUCCGUAGCAUUCGCUAGAAUUAAGGUGAGAAAAUAUUUACCAGCAUGGUCAAUGAAUGCGCACGAUUAAAGUAAAAGCGAAUAAGGCAAAAGUCAUAUUCGGCAUAGCGACGCGAAGGGUGAAAUAAUGUAGGAAAUAUGUGUAUGCGUUUAAGGAUAUACACAUCCUAUAGCGCAUUCGCGGAGAAGGUAGAGAGAAUAGGGUACGAGGGUCGAAGAGAUUGAAAACCAGAAAAACCGGUCUCUCCUUUUGGCCCCACUCUUUCGUAACGUGCACACCAUUCUCUGUGGAGGAGUCACAGGUAGGUCCGUAGCAGCUGAUGUAUCGGGUAUCGUGCCACGUCGACGCCUACCCGCAGACCACAGGUGUAUCGGUGGUGCCGGAAUGUCUGAUGACCAGGUCAAAGUAAUCAACACUUUCUGUUUUUUCACAUCUACCUACACUGUGGUGAAACACUUGAACGCCACAUCGAUAGAACUGGGCGAAGUUGCGCAUCCUGGUGUAGGACCAGCUGGCCGAGACGAUCCUGUAGUGCACCAUGCUUACUACCAAUGGGUGCCCUUCGUUCUGUUCUUGCAGGCGAUCUGCUUUUACGCGCCUCACUACGUGUGGAGGAUUGUUGAAGGGGGUCGACUGAAAGCGUUGGUGUCAGGUUUGCACAUGGCGUCCUUGGCUCUCCGCGAAACAUCUUUUAAAACCGAUAAUGGUAUUUCGGUUCCUUCGAAGGCUGAAAGUGAUGAUAAAAUACGACAGAUUCGUGUCGCCUUCAUAAAUCGGAUCCAUUUAAAUCGGCCAUGGGCGUACUACCUUGGUCUUUGCGAGGUUUUGAAUUUCAUAAACGUGCUUGUGCAAAUCUACUUGACCGAUUGGUUCCUGGGUGGAACUUUUCUUGGACUUGGUCAAGCAGUAGCGGCUGGCACUAUCGAAGGAGACAUGGAUCCCCUGGAUGUCGUAUUUCCUAAGGUGACCAAGUGUGUCUUCCACAAAUAUGGUGCUUCGGGAACCAUCCAGAACCACGACGCACUAUGCGUGAUGGCACUGAACAUCGUUAACGAGAAGAUCUAUGUGUUCCUGUGGUAUUGGUUUAUCAUUCUUGCGGUGCUAACCGGUUUAGGUUUGCUUUGGAGAAUACUCAGUAUGCUGCUGUAUGCCAGGAGCGAGCAGUUCAACAAAUGGGUGUUCUUUAUGGCCUGCCCAGGGAAAUAUUCACCAUUGGACAUUCUGACAGUUACCAAGGAAUAUCAGUUCGGAGACUGGCUGUUCCUUUACUAUAUAGUUAAAAAUGUGGACAAUUAUGUGUUCAAAGAACUCUUGCAGCAAUUAACCGAAGAUAUGCAAGAAAGACGAGCUCAAAGACAGAAUGCUAUUGAAGAGGAAGAACCGUUAACUCACUGAAUAUCAUUGAUUCAAGGUUUCCGUCGUACGUGCUUGAGCUUCGACCAAAGAACAAGAUCUGUCUUCUACAGGCAGUGUUUUGUAUAAGUACUCUUAUACAAUGGAUCAAAUCCGUUAUAUUCAAUGCUAGAAAUUUAUAACUCAUCUUUCAGUAGGAAUUGAAACAGUUUUGACCAUUUCUCAUCCCUUCGUUCGUACAAGAGAAUCCAAUCUACAUACGCCGAUUUUGAUGCAACUAAUGAGAUAAAGUUUUCUCAAAAUUAUUUCACAUGUAUUUUUUUUAAUCGCCUGUCGUACAUUUUAAAGGGGGGAUAAUAGGCCGUGAAAUUUAGGGUUAAAGGUAUGCUUUUUGGAAUAUCUUGAUAAGCAGAAGGUAUAGAACCAUCAUUUUUUUUUAAUUGUGUGUUUUUCAAUGUCGAAUACAGAUGUAAGGGAAAUUUGAAAAAAGCCAUUACUUAUUUACAUAAUAUUUAGAUAAUUUUAUUUCUUUAAAUAGUUUGUCUUGUUAAACGUUGAUAUACUUUCAAGUACAAUGUCGUACGUGAACUAUGGGCAAAAAUCGAAAAUACGUGUUCAUUUUGAUUUUUGUUAUUUAUCAUUUAGAAAUUCAUUAUGAGAAUACGCCAAUACUUAAAUGUUCCUGAUACAAUAAGCAUUUGUGCUCUACACACUACAGUAAAUAUUCGAUAUGUGCACAAAUGAUCUGUACGAUAUGUGCACCAAAGUUAUCCCCACCACUGGGGGGAAGAUCCCUUCAGACGCCGAGAAGCUCGAUCGCCGAGAAAUGUAACAUGAUCCGGGUUCGGGUAUAUCCGUGAAGCAAUGCAUAUACAAAUAUAAAACUUUUUUAUUUUUGACUUUUUCGAAAUCCAACUUUUAUCAAUAGAUUCUUUACAUUUUUCUGAUUAAAAUGAGACCAAACACGACAUAAUUUGGGCUAUAUUUACUGGUUUAAUUGACGAUGAAAGUUUUUCACGUCGAAGAGGAUAGCGAGUCAAAAAGAAAGAGACACUACGAUCGUGGCUGUCGGCAAAGAUCAAAAGUCUGUUCAAUUGUUCACAAUCCUAAUACGUUGCUAACUUUUUUAUUUUUUAUCAAAUUUUUAUAAAACUUUCUCUAUCAUGUUCGUGACAUUUUCCUGAUUAAA
Megachile rotundata (alfalfa leafcutting bee) is the source of this 3089-nucleotide messenger RNA. Its product is annotated as innexin inx7-like. Gene Ontology annotation, molecular function: gap junction channel activity. Lineage: Eukaryota; Metazoa; Arthropoda; Insecta; Hymenoptera; Megachilidae. The record is from RefSeq and is a predicted model, not a curated record. Gene Ontology annotation, biological process: phototransduction. Gene Ontology annotation, cellular component: gap junction; plasma membrane.